Messenger RNA from Drosophila ficusphila, 1035 nucleotides. Its product is annotated as serine protease 1-like. NCBI's taxonomy places the organism in Eukaryota, Metazoa, Arthropoda, Insecta, Diptera, Drosophilidae. The coding region runs from base 12 to 851 and encodes 279 amino acids. The record is from RefSeq and is a predicted model, not a curated record. Gene Ontology annotation, biological process: proteolysis. The transcript has a single exon. Gene Ontology annotation, molecular function: serine-type endopeptidase activity.
GGGGCUCCCCCAUGAAGAAAAGGUAUCACUUUCAAAGCUUUUCAACCAUGAAACUGUUCCUGCUCACUCUCUUCGUGGCUUUGGCUCUGGCCACUGGUUCCCCGGCGCGUCUUAACCGCACCAGCCUGCUUCCCCAGGUGACUCUUUCCCAGGACGGUCGCAUCGUCAACGGUUAUCCCGCUGCCGAGGGCCAGGCUCCCUACAUCGUGGGUCUCCUGCUUCGCUGGGAUGGAAGCAACAGUGCUGCCGUUGGAGCUGGCACCAUCAUCGGCAACACCUGGGUCCUGACCGCCGCCCACUGUCUGACCACCGACUACGUGGAGAUCAACUACGGAUCCCUCAACGCCUGGAACGGCGCCUUGAAGGAGACCGUCCGCAGUGAUCAGUUCAUCAGUCAUCCCGACUGGCCUGCCCAGAGCGGUCAUGACAUUGGUCUCAUUCGUACUCCCUUCGUGACUUACACCAGCUUGAUCAACAAGGUGGCUCUGCCCAGUUUGAGCGAGCAGAGCGAUCGCUUCGUGGACACCUGGUGCACGGCUUGCGGAUGGGGUGGCAUGGAUGAUGGCAACCUGGCCUCCGUCCUGCAGUGCAUGGAAGUCCAGGUCAUCAGCAACAGCGAGUGCGAGCAGUCGUACGGAUCGGUGGCCGCCACUGACAUGUGCACCCGCCUAACCGACGGCAAGUCCGGCUGCGGUGGCGACUCCGGCGGUCCUCUGGUCACCCAGGACAACCCUCGUCUCGUGGGAGUGAUCGCUUUCGGAUCCGGCGAUUGCCACAGCGGUCCCUCUGGAUACACCCGCGUCUCCGACUACUUGGUUUGGAUCCAAUCCAACACCGGCAUCUCCUACUAAACUCGUUAGGAUUACUUCGGUUUUUGAACAAUAAAUAUCUUUAGAAAAUCACUUAUUAUUUUUUAAUUUGAGUUUGGGCUAGAAGGGGUAUGAUGGUUUUUUAAGAAUCUACAAAAUAGAUAUUCGGCAUGUAUUUGUAAGCAGUCUUAAGAACAUACUUCUCCAUUGAAACUUUUAAUUUUUC